Molecule: messenger RNA, 2694 nt
Organism: Linum tenue
Lineage: Eukaryota; Viridiplantae; Streptophyta; Magnoliopsida; Malpighiales; Linaceae
Source: the annotation of a GenBank genome assembly
CUCCUCCUCCUUCUCCCCGCCACGUCAUCACCCUCCUCUUUCGCAACAACCUUCGCCCUCCUCAUCGCCGACCUCGUCCUCGCCUUCAUGUGGGCCACCACGCAGGUCUUCCGCAUGAACCCGAUACGACGCCGUGAGAUGGUCGAGAACUUGAACGACGUCGUAGGCGGGGAGGAGAGCGAGCUGCUGCCGGGGCUCGACGUGUUCAUAUGCACGGCGGAUCCGCACAAGGAGCCGCCCAUGGGGGUGGUCAACACGGCGCUGUCGGUGCUGGCGUAUGAUUAUCCUAGGGACAGGCUGGCGGUCUACGUGUCGGACGACGGCGGGUCGGCGUUGACCCUGUUUGCCUUCGUGGAGGCGGCGAAGUUUGCGAGGCGGUGGCUGCCGUUCUGCGAGAGGAAUGGAGUCGUGGAGAGGAACCCGGUGGCUUAUUUCGAGUUGGCCAACGGAGCCCACCCUGUCUCCGGUGAAGUCGAGGAAAUUAAGGUAACGUCAGCUUAAUAUUUUUUUUUUUCCAAUUUGAAAUUAAACAAUUAUUUAAACUAAUAAUUUUUAUUUUUAUUUUUAUAAGAAUGAAUAUAAUUGAACUUUUAUAUGCUGUUAUAUAUUUUUCAUAAAGCAUCUAUAGUAAGUACAUAGUACUUUUGACAAAAUCUAUGGUACAUAGUACACUAUAUAUGAAUUUUGGUAUGGAUUAUAAUUUAUUCCAUAAGUUUAUUGGUGAUUGGUGAUUGAUCAUUCAUGGGAUGAAAUAUAUGUUAAUAGAGAACUAGAGGAUUAAUUAACACAUAAGUCAACAAACAAUAUUCAAGAUAUUUAAUUCCGCUGAUGAACUUGCAGAACAUGUACGAGAGCAUGAAGCACAAGGUGGAGCAUGUGGUUGAGACAGGAAAAGUGGACGAUCAGUACAUCGACGGACCCAAAGAACAGGAAGCUUUCGGCAAAUGGACCCAUCAUCAUUUCACUAAGCAGAACCAUCCCACUUUCAUUCAGGUCCUGCUAGACGGUAACAACGACAAGGACGUGGACGGCCACGCACUUCCAAAUCUCAUUUACGUCUCUAGGGAGAAAAGCACCAAUUCUCCCCAUCACUUCAAAGCUGGCGCCCUCAACGUCUUGCUACGCGUGUCAGCCGCGAUGACGAACCAACCAAUCGUGCUGACGUUGGACUGUGACAUGUACUCCAACGACCCCGGAACAGCGCGUCGCGCCAUGUGCUACUUCUGCGACCCGAACCUCGGCCCGGAAAGCUCGGCGUAUCUUCAGUUCCCGCAGAAGUAUCGAGGGAUCAACAAGAAUGAUAUUUACGCUGGUGAAUACCAGCGUCUGUUUCAGAUUCAGGCCAUGGGCUUUGAUGGUCUACGCGGGCCGAACCACGUGGGUACCGGGUGUUUCUUUCGGCGGCGGGCUUUCUUUGGGCCGCCAUCGAGCCCGGUGGAACCCGAGCUAGUCGAAUUGGGACCUGACCACGUUGUGGAGAGUGAGUCGAUUGGAUCUGAUUCGGUGCUGGAGUUGGCACAUAAGGUCGCGGGGUGUAACUACGAGAAUCAAACCGAUUGGGGUUCCAAGAUCGGGUAUAGGUAUGGUUCGUUGGUGGAGGACUACUACACAGGGUACCGUCUACAUUGUGAAGGGUGGAAGUCGGUGUUCUGUUGCCCAAAGAGAGCUGCGUUUAUGGGAGACGCCCCGAUCUCGUUGGUGGAUAUGUUGAAUCAGCAGAAGAGAUGGGAUAUUGGGCUGCUGGAGGUUGCGUUUUCCAAAUUCAGCACCCUCACCUACGGCGUCAAGUCGUCGGCUGGAUUUCUUAUGGGUUUUGGGUAUUGUCAGUUCGCGUUUUGGCCGAGCUGGUCCAUCCCUCUCAUCGUUUACUCUUUCCUUCCCCAGCUGGCACUUCUCAAUCAAGUCCAUGUCUUCCCAAAGGCAACAGAAGCGUGGUUUUGGCUGUACCCUUUCCUCUUCCUAGGAGCCUACGUACAAGACAUGCUCGACUUCACCAUCGUCGGCGGGACGUUCCAAAGAUGGUGGAGCGACCAAAGAAUCUGGCUCCUACGUGGACUGACGUGUCACCUGUUCGGUUCCAUCGAGUACUUCCUCAAGUUCCUCGGAAUCGCCGCCGCUUUCAACGUGACGAGCAAAGUGAUCGACGAAGAACAGAGCAAACGUUACGACCAAGGCAUCUUCGAGUUCGGAGUCCACUCGCCGAUGUUCGUUCCCCCCACGGUGGCCGCGCUGAUCAGCUUGCUGGCGCUGGUCCAGGGCCUCGCCGUGCUGGCGGUUCGCGGCGGCGGUUUGGCGGACGCGCCGCUGCUGCAGCUGCUCGUGGCGGGUUUCGGGGUGGUGAACGGCUGGCCGAUCUAUGAGGCUGUGGCUUUGCGGAGUGAUAAUGGGAGAAUGCCGGUGAAGACCGUUGUUGUCUCCGUGGCUCUGGCUUGGGCCUGUUACGUGGCUGCUUCUUUUGUGUUCAAGUGAUGGCCAUGGUUUCUUAUGAAGGUUUUCCUAAGGUGAUAUUUUCCACAUGUUACGUUGGAGAUAGAUAUGCAUGUCUAACUUAGUAAUGGAAUACAAAUAAAUUGUCUAGCAACUAGCAAGACUGUGAGGUUUGAUAAAAGCAUCUUAUUUCAUGUUAUCUCAACUUACCCGCAACUUAUUUGGUUUUUUUUCUAAGGGUGAUAUAUGUUCGAUUUUUAGCUAGGU